This is a messenger RNA of Fimicolochytrium jonesii, 1022 nucleotides long. RefSeq names its product ubiquitin-conjugating enzyme/RWD-like protein. Gene Ontology annotation, biological process: DNA repair; protein polyubiquitination; proteasome-mediated ubiquitin-dependent protein catabolic process. Gene Ontology annotation, molecular function: ubiquitin conjugating enzyme activity. NCBI's taxonomy places the organism in Eukaryota, Fungi, Chytridiomycota, Chytridiomycetes, Spizellomycetales, Powellomycetaceae. The coding region runs from base 189 to 644 and encodes 151 amino acids. Gene Ontology annotation, cellular component: HULC complex. The record is from RefSeq and is a predicted model, not a curated record. The transcript is spliced from 2 exons.
UCUUCCAAACCGAUAGUUUUUAUCCGCUAACAAUUUUAGCGCUCAAUUGGAAGAAAGCAUAGAGCACCGGGGUCGAUCGAUUUUCCCACGCAGGGGUGCUGUCAAUUGUCAGAACCACACAUCCCAUAAAAGAGCCCUUAACGUAGCCUACCACCCCGAACGUCCCACCACCCCCACCCGCCCACAAGAUGUCCACCCCCUCCAAACGCCGCCUCAUGCGCGACUUCAAGCGGCUCCAAACCGACCCCCCAGAAGGCGUCUCAGGCGCCCCUUGUCCCGACAACGUGCUUCUCUGGAACGCCGUGAUUUUCGGGCCCGAGGAGACCCCGUUCGAGGACGGCACGUUUAAGUUGGCGUUGACGUUUGAUGAGAGUUACCCGACGAAGCCGCCGCAUGUGAAGUUUAUUAGCAAGAUGUUUCAUCCGAAUGUUUAUGCGAAUGGGGAUUUGUGUUUGGAUAUACUGCAGAAUAGGUGGUCACCAACAUACGACGUAGCAGCCAUCCUCACAUCGAUCCAAUCGCUUCUGCACGACCCGAACCCCAACAGCCCCGCCAACGCCGAAGCCGCGCGGUUGUUCCAAGAGAAUAAGAAGGAUUACAAUAAGCGGGUUAGGGAGACUGUCGAGGAGUCUUGGCUGAAUUAGGGCGGGCGGAAUGGAACCGGAAGCGGGACGCGGGGAAAGGGGGGAUUGGAGAAGCGAGAGUAGGAAUGGGCAGUGUGGGAGGCGGGAUCGGGAUCGGACGUCGUGCGAAGUUUGUGAUGGAAUACCUAUGCGAUUGCCGUGUCGUCAACACGGACCAACGUCGAGUUCGGGUUAGGGCAGAAAUGGUUGGAGACAACCCGGGGGGAGAAAUGGCGAGCGGCGGCGGAGGAAAAAGGAAGGGACACGAUGGGGCGAUCACGAUGAGGCGCUUUUACCGGACGGGCGAGAACGAGAACGCAAACGAUACAGCUCAAAGUACACUUCGAUUCAUUACGUGUACAAACACAUGCGCCCGCCGGGUCCCCACCCCCCUUGGGA